CCGGAAGACAACCAACUUCAGAAAUGAAAGUGGAAUACUAUAAAUGAAAGAGAAUGCACGGUUCUUUUAGAAGCUUACAAUUCAGAUGGUUUAAAUGACUUUUUAAUCUAAAUGAACAAACUGGUCUUAUGAAUUUUUUGAUGUUACAUUGUGAUGACAUUGAUUGAUGAGUAUAAUGGCAAGGUAUGAAGCGGCAUCGUCGAUAAUUGGAAAUAUCAACUUCAAAAAAGCUUUAUUCCAGUCUCCAUCACCAGUCCCAGAGACAUCAAAAGCUGCUGCUGGACCAGGUAAUCUGAUUCCCAUAUUUUUUAAUUGAAAUUUAAGACCAUAAGAUUCUAGCUUGGGUUUUUAAUAGCUGCUUCACCCUCUGCUUCAAUUACACUUGUUCAGCAUCUUGCUUGCACUUCAAAGUCAAAGCUUUUCUUUAACGUUACUUUUCUAUUUUAUUGUAUGUGACCUAGGCCUAGGUUACUAGAUACUUCAGUAAAAAAAUUAUAAAAAUAUUAUAAUUUUAUAGAGCAAACUUCAAAUAAAAAAAUGAACCAGAAUCAACUUUCUAGUUUUAGUACUUUUUGAGCUAUACAUUUUUUAAGUAAAGUGCAAGUUCUUUGAUAUUUUUUAUAUUAUGAAUAAUUAUGGACUGCACCACCAUAUUUUGUGACCCCAUUCCACUGAUCGCGCCAUGAGAAUUAACUCUUGUUUAAAUUAUGCUUUUUUAAAUAUUAAUAAUAAAUAAUAAUAAACUUUAAUUGAAAAUCACACUUCAUCCCCAUAGGCAUAGGCUUGAAGCACGGUACGAAGUCAACCAUAUUUAAAGAGAAUUGAAAAAAUCUAUAUUAUACCACAUUGAAUUACAAAACGCAACAUUACAAAAACUACAAACGAGAUACUCAUUCUAAGUCUUUCAUCCCUUGUACCCAUGAACAACACAAGCCAAUAUACAUCUAGGAGAUAAUAGCUAGCUGGAAAAGAUGGUAGACAUCACCCCAGCAGGUGUUAGCGAAAUAGAUGUGUUUUUAAUCAGUUUUGAAAGACACCAGUGUCUGGCUGUGUCUGAGAGCGACAGGAAGUGUGUUCCAAAUUGUUGGGCCAGCAAAUGCGAAAGUGCGCCUUCUGUAAGUCUCAAGGCGAACAAGUAGUAUUGAGAGUUUGCCACUAUAUGAUGAGCGGAGCUGUCCAGUGGGUAUAUAAGUCGUCAUGAGCGCUUUGAGAUAAGGCGGUGCCAGGUCAUGCAAGCAUCGGUAGCACAGAGUUGCAAUUUUUUAUUCUAUGCGAGCGCUGACCGGCAGCCAAUGCAACUCUCUCAGAAGUAUUUUAGCAUGGUCAAAUUUGCGUUUGCGAAGAGCGCAUUAUUCUGUGCUUUUUUAAUUUUAUCCAGGAGCGUAGCUGAAAGACCCACCAUGAGAGCAUUGCAGUAGUCCAUGCGUGACAGCACAAAUCCACACAUCAGCCUCUUUGUUGCAUCAAACAUUAAGAAAGGUCUGAUAUGACUAAUUCUGCGCAGCUCUAGAAUAAUCGCCUUGCAAAGCAUGUUAAUGUGAUUUUCCAUAGUUAGUAUUCUAAGUAGACACCCAGGUUUCGCACUGUUUGAUCAAACUGAAUCUGUAUACCUGAGAGAGUAAGGGAUGGUGUGUUGUUUACAGAUUUUAGCUUUUGAGCGGUAGCAAUGGGGAUCAGCUCAGCCUUUUCAUCGUUUAAAUUGAGGCUUAGGACCGAGCUCUGGGGUACUCCAAAUCAAUAAUAGAUUGCUUCGAGGUCAAGCCAUUUGCGAUAAAUGAUUGGACCCGAUUAGUCAGAUACGAACUGAACCAUCUCAGAACGGUAUCGGUAAAACCAAAUGUUUUUUGCAGACGUUGGAGAAGUAUGCCGUGGUCAAGCGUUUCGAACGCUGCCGAUAGAUCAGGUAAUGACCAAAGGGAUACCUUGCCCUCAUCACAAGAUGGCAGAAGGUCAUUUACGACAUGCAACAGGGCUGUCUCAUUAGAGUGAUUUGCCAUGUAUGCUGACUGAAAAGGCUCAAACAAGUAAAACUGAAUAAUGUGGUUCAGUAGCUGGUGCAAAACGACUUUCUCUACGAUUUUUGAUACAAAUGGUAGAUUUGAGACAGGGCGAUAAUUUUCAAACACAUUUGGGUCGAGAUUUGCUUUCUGUAGCAGUCGAGUUACAACUGCUCUUUAAAAGAGGAAGGACCAAUACCAGUUUUCAAAGACUGAUUUAUAAUAAUAGUUAUGAUAGGGACUAUUUCAUCCAAACAUUCGUACAACAGCCCUGCCGGAAGAGGGUUGAGCAUACAUGACUUUUUCAGGGAGUCAACCAGGAUUUUUUUCCCUUGCAAUUCAGUGACCUCCAAAAAUUCGCUCAUAGGAGUGCCAUUAAACGGCAAGAAUUCAGGAGUAUCUGUGCAAAUGUCAAGUCUCACCCUGAUUUUCGUAACUUUUGUAAUAAAGAACUCUUUUAGACAGCUCACCUACAGCAAUGUUAUUUGGCAAAGAUGUGUCCUUCCGUUUACCUGUCAGCUGACUCACAAUACGAAAUAAGUCCCUACUUAAGCUACAAUCUACAAUAUGGUGACUGUCAUAUUCAGUCCUAGCUGCAUGGACCAACUUCUUAGUUCGUUCCUUGUAAUAAACAAAGAUUUUUCGAUGCAAGGUCAAGUCAGACUUUCGCCAUUUGCGUGCGUCCUUUAUUUCGGGCCUGAGCUAUGGUGCAGAUGGGUGGUCCCUAAAGUGUGGACAGUGGUGCAUGUUUGUCUAAAAUGACUGCGAGGCCACUUUUUUAGUCUGUCGCAGCGUCUUCUUCACUGCACCUGAGGGCUGCGACGUCACAUCUGAUGACCACUAGAUCUAUCUUUCAGAGGUCGUGGGAUGUGCCUGUGAGCAGAAGGCGCCCUGGCUUCCUCAAGUCAAAGUCAAAGGUUACUGGGAAAUGAUCAGAGAUCAUUUUUUCUUCAAUAAUAAGGUUGCGGAUCAUAGCUGCACGGUCCUAUCUGACAACUAGCCAAUCUAGGUGUGACCCCGCUUCCCGCUUCUGUGUCGCGACACUGACAAUCUGAGUCAUUUCGUGUGUGCCCAGAGCUGAUUUUAAGGUCUUACAUGGCUGUUGAUGGUGGAAUCAUAAUGGCAGUUUGUGUCGCCUUUAUGAUUAUGCUGUUGUUGGUGGAAGCAUACAUGUCAAGGAGCUGUAGAAACUCUGCAGUAAACUGACAGAUCUUCAACUUAUUUUGCUUAUUAGGAGGUGGCCUAUAUAUGCACAGAAACGCCAUCACUUGGUCACCAUAAUUAAGUUGCAUCUUGCACAUCUCAAAUGAAACAAACUUGUCCAAUUUUGAGAAUGCCACACUAUUUUUGAGGGAGCUCCUGUAAAGGUUACUAGGACAAGUAUAAUGAACGUAUAAAAUGAGUACAUCAAUGAGAAUUGGUACACAUAUACAUCAAUUAUCAAUAUAUAUUGCUUUUCAAGAUAAGAACUAAUAUGAAAGACAUAGCCUUCGAAUUUCUUAAAGAAAUUUUAAGGGGAAAAUGUGCUAAUAUACCUAUGAAUUUUCAAUAUUAAGGUUGAUCAAAUAAGGCAAAACAAUAUGUGGGAAUGUAGGUCAAGAUGUCCCCUAUUGUGAACAUGUCUUCCGGCAACUACAUAGGAGACCUCCAUAGUUUUUUACUAUGCUGUUACUUGUUCUACUUCUACUUGUCUUGUUUGCUGAUGAAGGCUCUAAGCCGAAACGUCCAAAUCUUUUGUCCUGUCUUUUUAUUCACGUUUAGCGUACCUUUUUAUUAUAUUUCAUUUACACAACUUGAAUGGAGUCCAUCAAUUAUUAUCUUUUUAUUUUGUAAACAUUUGGAAGGAUACCACAAUUUUAUGACAAAAUAGUCCUUUCAUUAAUGAUAAGGCACCAACAUGCGAAAAUUAAAAACUCUGAUUUUUCUGCGCCGACUCUCAUACAUAUUUUGAAGUAGUCUACCUUGCUUUACAGAAGUGCCUACUUUAUUUGACUUGACUCAACUAAACUAAUACUACAACACUUUUUUUUUAGUCUUAAUCAUGAUUAGCAGAUAUGUUACCACAAUCUUUCUUGUCUUUGGUCUUCUUAUUACAGGAUAAAUAUCACGAUUAUAAUUGCAAAUAUUAUUUUAUAUAUAAUUAUAGUAUAAGAAAAAGUUCAACACUACAUUUAUUUUUAAAAAUAUUGCCAUGUGUCGCUAUUUUAAAGAUGGGAUAAGUUAUAGUUAAAUUGUAGUCCUAAUUUUAAUAAUUACGGCUAUGGGUUUCUUGAUCUGAAUUAAUAAAUGGUUUGGGGGGAGAGUGAUUUUAGGACACCCUAAAAUCCACAACGUGAACCUUCAUUGGCUUCCACAGGCCUCACACCUUGCGGUAGAACACUGUUGUAGCUCUGUUGUACAAGCGGACAGAAGACGCUACAUUACAGAAAUAAUUCCAGUGCCAGUAGUAGCAUCAUGCCCUUUUGUUUGGCAAUUUCAUGUUUAGAUUCUUCCAGAUGAAAAGCAGCUGCUCCCUCUUUUUCUUAAUGUUUCUAUCCUUAUGUUUUUCUUCAGAGAUAGUCCCUUCCAUGUCACUAAUAUACAAAGUACAGCUGGAACAAGAUAUCGACAUGAAUUUAUAUUACAUCAAAAAAGGUAUUUUGAAAGCUUACAUUGUUAUAUAUUUCUUUAUAUAGAUUACAUUCAAAGUUUUACACUAUAACUAUAGUUAUAUCAUUUAAAGAGUGUUUUGAAUUUCUGUCAUUUAUAAUGGAUAAUGGAUUACAGUGAGAGUCAAAGUGAGAGUCUGUGUUUUUCUAGGGUGAUCCUAUGCUACCAACUAAUACCAGAUAAUAUCCAAUCAUACAUUUUAUGUUUCCUUCCAUCUUUUGUUUAAAGCUUCUCUCUGUUGAAUUAAACACCGUAAACUUGAUUAAUUGAAUCAUAGAAGAGGAUGCAGAACUUGAAUUUGUUUCUCAUCUGCUUAUACUUAUAGUUCCAGUAUUUAUUUGGAUACUCUCCCUUUCUAUCAUUCCAUGCGCUCUCUUUCCCAUUCAUUCCAUCUGUUGUUUGGAAGUUAAGUGGUGCAUAGCCAAGUUGGUAUUGACCUUAUGAUGGGGUUAGCUCUGCUCCCUUAAGCCUUUUUGGGAUUGCUAAGAUGCCUGACUACUCUGACCAUGAACAGUUCUCAGAUGUACCACUAGACAACUUCACUGCAUGGCAACCUACUCAUGAGUAAUUUCUUAUGUUAUGGUUCAAAUUAUGUCCAGAAGAUAACACCUGGGAAUUUUUUGAACUGUAGGUUUAUUUCUAUUGACAUCUCUCUUAACAAGAUCCUUUGAAUGGGUUUGUUGUUUUUUUCUAUUAACCAAAAAUUACAAGGAUUACAAAUUUUACUUUUGUCUCUUAUUACUAUUUUGAAACUAUUUUUGGUUGAUUUUGUUUUUUCUAGACUUGCACAUCCAGAGGCUGAAAGAGUUGAGGGAACUUGCCAGCAAGCUUCAGGAUGACAACUGGAGAUAUGAGUCAGCUGAACAACUCACUGGACUGCAAUAACUCUUAGUGUGGGUUUUCUCUCAAUGACUUUUGUGAAAAGAAAUUUAAUAUGUUAGCAAGAGUCUGAGGACAGCAAAGUACAAUCUAACAUCUAAAUAAUCUGAUGGUUGUCUAAGGUUACUCUGAUAUAAUACCCAUAAGGGCACAGCAUGGUAUUGGGGGCUAUAGUUUUCUUAUUGUCACAGAUGAGAUGGUGGUGUGAGGUAUAGCCCAUCGCAUACCAUGCAGUAUUGGUGUUGGUUAAUGCGGGGCUGCACCUCUCUGUGAUAGUUCAGUAAUCCAGAUGUUGAGGAAUACCAUGAAGACAACACAAACCUCCAUGAAUGACUAAGAAAUUCCUGAGUAACAAUUAUAAACAAAAGAAUGUAUUGAUCAAUCUAAUAUAGUCUAGAAAUGUUUCUUUUCUAACUGUUAACAUCCAGUUAUCUCCUGUGCUUAAAACCCCCAAAACAUUACUCCCCUUCCUCCGAAAAUCGCACCCCAGCUCAUUUAUCAUUAAAUAAAAGUUUUGCCACAUAUGGGGAAGUUCUUAACAAAAAACAUUAAUAAAUGACUUGAAGAAGCAAUGGAGCGCUGUUGUUAUUAAACCCCAGCCCAGUCAUUUGUGACAAGUAUUAUAUAGGAAAAUCAAAGUGGCUAUUCGUACCUGGGUACCAGAAGUGAGAGUUUGAGAUUUAAAAGCUAUUUAAAAUAAUUGGACUAUCCAAAUAGCACUGAGUCAAAAUGGACCUAGACACACAGCGCCGGCAUUCGCGCCCGGGUACCAUUAGACUCGAGCUAUUCGGAUGUCAUUUGUGGUAGUUUAUUUUAGUUAAACUGAAGAAGUAAGUUUACAAACAUAUAGUCCAUUCAAUUAUCUUUCAUUUGAUACCUCAUUUUGUCUUACAAACCCAACAUUAAAAUUUUAAAUAGUUUUUAAUCCCAACCUCUCACUUCUGGUACCCGUGUAUGAAUAGUCGCAGCCAAGGGAAAUCGUGUCCAUUCAAGUAUAAUAGUUCAUUUAUAAAAUGUUCAUUUCUGCUUGUAUGUAUUCUAAUGUUAUGUUAAAGAUUGGGUCGGAGGUGCAGGAUAAAUAUUUAGCAGUUUUUUUGUUGUUUCCCUGUCCACUUUCAAUGAAUGCCCGGGCAGACCUAUUAAUUUUGUCAUAAUUUGUUGCCACUGGCUAAGAUGAUAUUUUUUUUCAUCUGGUUUUUUUUGGGGGGUGGGGGUCAUUUACUUGAUGUAAAUAAACUAAAUAACAAAUGCUUUUUUGUGAAUAUCACCAAUCAAGGUCAUCGUAAAGGUCAGAUUUAAUCAAAAGAAAUGAUGUUUAGAGAAACCUGGCACUUUCCAUUAAAAAAGCCAACUUUUGUUUCAGAAAAGAUCUUGACAGUUAACAAUGGCAGGAUCUCCUCUUAUGCCAGGUCUUCCCAAUCAGGGAUGCCAGCACCACCAGGGGGUGCGAUAUUGCAUUUCAAGGGGUGCAAAGGAAAAGAAUAUAAAAAAAAGAAAAGAACAUUAGUCUUUAAGUUAUGAUAUAAAUGUUAAUAUAUUUCUAUUAACAAUUUCCUUUAUAUAAUAAGGUUAUUUUUGUUGUUGUUAAGUUCCCCAGUGCUCUGCUAUUCAAUAAAUAGGUAGAAGUCAAUUAUUUUAAAAUGCAUUUUUUUUUAAGGGGUUACAAGACUAGUCAAAUAAUUUGGGGUAAAGAAAAGGUUAGGAAACACAGUCUUAUGCCAUGAUGUAAUCUUAUUUAUCUAAUAUUUGAGGGCUACCAAUGAUCCCUUGUGACAUCCAAAUAAAGCCUGAUGCUGUGAUAUUUCAUGGCAAACAUUUGAAUGACCUGCCCUUGAGUCAACGAAACAUUCAUCAUUUUUUGUAUAGAUUUAUUUUUGUCAUAAAUGCAUUCAAGAAAUGUAAUUUGAUAUAAUAUGCCUUCUUUAUGAGUGAUGUUACAUUGUACCAUGUUCUCUUUAUGAAUGAUGUUCACAUUAUCAUGUCUUCUUUAGGAAUGAUAUUCACUGUAUCAUGCUAUUUGUAAUGAUGUUCACUGUAUCAUCCUAUUUGUAAUGAUGUUUGGUAGUGGCUCUAUAGCAGCAACCAAUGAGUUCACAUCUUUAAGGGGAAGCAACACUGCAAGUGUAAGAUGAAGUUUUAGUUGUAUGAAAACUAUGAUAAACAUUGGCCAGAUUUAGUCUCUGAUUAUAUGUCUUUUAUAUGUUUAUAAUGAAUUUUCCAUCAUUAAUUUUACUCUUUUUUAAUGAUUAAAACUUGGUUU
Messenger RNA from Lymnaea stagnalis (great pond snail), 7785 nucleotides. Lineage: Eukaryota; Metazoa; Mollusca; Gastropoda; Lymnaeidae. The record is from the annotation of a GenBank genome assembly.